This is a messenger RNA of Sceloporus undulatus (fence lizard), 1657 nucleotides long. It is a transcript of the gene CNPY3, whose product is annotated as canopy FGF signaling regulator 3. Gene Ontology annotation, molecular function: signaling receptor binding. Gene Ontology annotation, cellular component: endomembrane system. Lineage: Eukaryota; Metazoa; Chordata; Lepidosauria; Squamata; Phrynosomatidae. The transcript has 6 exons. The record is from RefSeq and is a predicted model, not a curated record. The coding region runs from base 56 to 898 and encodes 280 amino acids.
UACGCGGCCAGAGGCAGGAAGAUCCCGGAAGUGGAAGUGGGUCGGUGGGCUGUGUAUGUGUGUGGAAGUCCUGAUGGCUUCCGGGGAGCAGUUAGUGGCGCUCGUGGCGAUCCUUCUGGCGGCCCCGGUCCCUGGCCUGGCGGGGGCGGUGGCCGAGGACGGCGAGUGGGUCAAGCUGCCCAGCAAGUGCGAAGUGUGCAAGUAUGUGGCUUUGGAGCUGAAGUCCUCCUUUGAUGAGACUGGCAAGACCAAGGAGGUGAUUGACACAAAAUACGGCUUUUUGGAUGGCAAGGCAUCCAAAAUCAAGUACACAAAAUCGGACAUUCGUCUAAUUGAGGUGACAGAAAACAUCUGCAAAAGGCUUUUAGAAUAUAACCUGCACAAAGAGAGAUCGGGGAGCAACAGAUUUGCAAAGGGCAUGUCUGAAACAUUUGAAACUCUUCAUAAUUUGGUGCACAAAGGAGUCAAAGUAGUGAUGGACAUCCCUUAUGAGCUGUGGAACGAAACCUCAGCAGAAGUGGCUGAUCUUAAGAAACAGUGUGAGGUAAUGGUGGAGGAAUACGAAGAUGUGAUUGAAGACUGGUACAGGAACCAUCAGGAGGAAGAUAUUUCCCAGUUUCUUUGUGCAAAUCAUGUCUUGAAAGGAAAGGAUACAAGCUGUCUGACAGAGAAAUGGACUGGCAAGAAAGGAGACUUGGCAAAUUCAGGGAAGAAGAAGGCUAAGAAAAAGGAAAGCAAGGGCAAAAAGUCAAGCAAAAGUAAAAAGAGCCAAAAGGAUGAAGUGGAGCAAGAGAAGGAGACGAUGAAGCCAAGUGCCAGCGAAGGACCUGACCGAGCAGAGGAAGAAGAGGUUGUUCAAAAGACAGCCCCACUGUUACACAGCACUGAUGAAUUGUAGGUUCUUGAAGAUCACACUCUGCCCAUGCUUACCUUGCCAGUUUGUAUUUGGGCCAGAGAACUAUGCUUGCGCCCCUUGGAGAUUCACAAUGGAGUUUCUCACUUCCUUGAUGGAUAGUGCAAGUCUGUCCUUGAAGGACAUCUCUUAUGGUCACUUGAACUUGAGUUAUCCAGUGUUAAUUGUACCUCAUUGCAGGUGCAGGGUAUAUGGAACCCAGGUAGCCUUUGUCAUCCUUGAGAGAACAGUCAGGCAGAAAGAGAGAAUGUGAAGGGCUGGCUAUCUAGCCAGAUGUCUAACCUUCAGAAGCUGAGCCUACUGUCUGUGCUGAUUUCUCCCCACUACCUUCUGUGGGUUUGACCUGCCAAAAACAACUAGAGAGAGAGGCAAAGGGGGAAGUAUAAGACUGUAAGAACAAUCAUGUGGCAACUAUUUUCAGCCCAUAGUUACAAGACAUGGCUGUAGCCAAGAUAAUCAGCCAAGCAGGUUCUAACUUGGUAUAUUCUCCAAGUAAAUUCCUUGGAAAAUGGGCCCAAUUCACCCCUUCAUUUGAGUUUGUUGGGAGAGAAGUGGAGGUUCUACCAGUGGAAUUAAGGAUGCUGUGCUUUUGUUGCGAUACUUUUUUAAAAGGUUCUCUUCUUGGGUCAGGCGGAUCUUUGCUGAUGUCUUUGAUGUUCCCUCCCCCUUCCUGCAUUUGCUUUCUGUUGCUGCAGUGAACCUGCUUCCUAAAAGACUGUAAAUAAAUUUGAUGUUUUUUGCAUA